Molecule: messenger RNA, 7508 nt
Organism: Acanthaster planci (crown-of-thorns starfish)
Lineage: Eukaryota; Metazoa; Echinodermata; Asteroidea; Valvatida; Acanthasteridae
Gene: gpr83
Product: G protein-coupled receptor 83
Biological process (GO): G protein-coupled receptor signaling pathway
Cellular component (GO): plasma membrane; neuron projection
Molecular function (GO): neuropeptide Y receptor activity; neuropeptide binding
Source: RefSeq, a predicted model, not a curated record
GCAGCCUUGUGGCACCGGGAGAAGGAUUCCACCGAGCUUACGAACUACGUACACUGUUAAAGAUGAGAUAUAUCGGCUGGAGCGUCAUACGCUGGACUAAAAUCUUCGAUUGAAAUGAAGGGUGUCCUUCAGUAACCCUUUAUCAUGCACGGCUGAUCAUAAACGUGCCGCAAUUCGCAUUCCAGGUUCUUGAAGACAAAGAUAAUUCGAAUGAUGGCGGCCCGGUUACAUGGAGCGACAACAGAUCUGGACACAACGGGCAACGCGAUCCGGCCCUUCGAAGAAAUCAUACGGCUCUUUGAUGACGGAGGGGUUGGCACACGCGAUGCUGACGUUGAUGAAGGGUACACUAAUUACACAGUAUUAGACAACUUAGGACAGCAUUCUGAGAGCUCCUCUGAAAUCAAUUAUAAAGGCUUGUUGGAAGAUCUUAUUGAGGAAGGCAGUAACAAUGGCGAACAAAGUAUGGACUUUUCUAAUCCCUACAGCGUCCCAGCACGAGCUGUUUUCAUCACACUGUACGCAAUGAUCACCAUAAUGUCCCUGCUGGGAAAUUCCCUUGUCUGUCUCGUUGUCGUACGCAACAAGCGUUUGCGCAGCGUGACAAACUUUUUCUUGGCCAAUCAAGCACUGUCUGAUAUGCUGAUGACUGUGCUGAACAUUCCUUUUAUUGCGUUUAAUCAUCUGGUCGGCAGCUGGCCAUUUGGCAGCCUCAUGUGUCACCUGGCCGACUAUUUGGGUAUGUCGUCUGUCUAUGUGUCGACCUUUAUGCUUACGGCAAUCGCACUGGAUCGCCACAGUGUCAUAGUCCACCCACUUCGGCCCCGAAUCACAAUGAGGACUGCCAUAGCAAUCGCUGUGUUGAUUUGGGCGUUGGCGAUGUCCCUGUCCCUUCCGUAUGCGAUUUACCGAAACCUCGUGGAGCGACCUUCGAACAAAAACGAGGUGUUGUGCCUGUCCAAUUACCCCGGAGAGAGCAACGAUUUUGCCAAGUAUUUUACCCUGGCCACAUUCAUCUAUCAAUUUGUGGUUCCACUUGCCUUGACAUCAGGAGCUUACCUUCAUAUUGGCAUCAAGCUGUGGGCUCAAACUUCCAUUGGGGAUGUGACUGCACAGCAGCAAGCUGCAACCAACCAAACAAAGAAUCGCACCACUAGAAUGUUGGUGCUGGUUGUAGCAGUGUUUGCUGUGUGCUGGUGCCCAAUCAACGUGUACCUGUUAGUGAGCCACUUCAGGCCUCACCAGCACAAGAGCCACAUUCUCUACUUGUCACUUCACUGGUUUGCCAUGUGCAGCGUCUGCAUAAACCCAGUUGCGUUUGCUUUCCUCAACAAGAACUUUCGCAGCAACCUGAAGUCGUCGUUUCACUGUUGGUUCAGGCACGCUAACCUGAAAAGCCGCCACAGCAAGAGCUUCGGGCGCACAACCGACCUGAACGAAAACUCACACACGGCGGACAGGCCCACAAACGGUCUGACCCGGUAUGAAUACGUGACAACGCGCACCGCGGGUCCCGCUAGUUCAAGCUGUAACGGUACGCCAGGGGGUACAUGCGAAGCGUACCAAAUGGAAGUGAAGCUCACGUGUCCAGACGAAUUAGUGGACGAAAUCGUUGAAAACAAAGUCUGAGAAGAUUCGGAAGAACUACACCGCCUGCCUGAGAAAAUGACAGGUUUGUUGAGACUUUCACAGGAAGAAACUCACAUUAUAAAUUCCAUUGUGUAGUCCUGUUGUUUUGAAAAUGACGGUGUCUGUUCAAGCUUAGUUAUAUGUGCCACACGUGACCACGACCUUAGGAUCUAUAAGGUACAUAAGGAGUAAAACCUAUGAUCUUCAUACAGCGCACGUAUGUAGAAAGCUAUUUUAUAUACCUGCAGUCUUAAACGUAGACAGAUUAAUUUUCUAGAAGUCGCGCUUCAAUGAAAAUCUGUGGCCAUCAAAAACCGAUGUUGAUGUCGAAAUUUAUUUGGAUCGACUCUUAUUAUUUAGGGCGUAUUUAAAACCCUGUGAGUUGCACAAACAGUGUUCUUGGGCUGUGAUUACGUAUGCCGAAGUGCAAAAUUCAAAAUGGCAGCCACCUUAUACUGCACUGAAUGAAAAGAUGGGAUGAUAUCAACAAUUAUAAGAUAAUUUAAGUCCUAAAAUAACCAUAUAAUAUCAUAUAAAGUUACAAAGGUAAAUUCUGUUUAUAACCACGUAAAAGAGCCCUAUUAUUUAUUCUUAUAAUCAUAAGAACUUUCAGUUUUGUACGUCGGGAUUCUGAAAUCUUUAAAAGGGUUUUUUACCAAGUGAAUUUAUUUCUUCCUGGUUCUGCCUUGAGACAAACGACAACAAACUCGUACGUUUCUGAAUGUGAAUUUUACGGGCUAAUGUCAGUACUGCACGUUCUGACUUAAAGAACCUUCCGGACCUCGCGAUCCUUUUGCUCGACUGAGCAUUAGUUUACAUGCCCUACAGCUUUAAGACACAUUUAGGACACGUUACUCCCGUCUUCUUCCUUUCUACAGAAACCCCACCGCUGGGUAGGUGUGUUAUGAUGGGGGAGGGGAAGAGCAAAAGCACUGAGAAUCCUCUUACAAGCUGCCCAGACGCUUAAUACCAGGAGGCUGUUAUAGGAUGAAGCGCAUGUAUAAUUUUGAGGGUUGCACAGCGCGAAUUCGCGGUUUCAUAGACAAACGAAGCACGUGUAAGAAUAUAAGACAGCAUUUAAAUAAUAUUUAGAGAUGUAUUAAUAAGCUUUAGGGUAAGCCUGGUGUGAAAUUUACAAAUGAUGCCGGCCUCCACUUAUGAACCAACCAACCAUCCACAAUCCACAAAACUGAAGAUAAAUGGGUUUCAGAACAGGGGUGACAUGAUCCCUUUUUAUCCUGGCGAUUAGAAACAUUGAAGAUUAGAAACAUUGAAGAACGGGCAACUUGUAAAGGGUUGCACAGGGUGGCCGCCUGUUUUGAAUUAACCGAUUGCAAACAAUAUAUCUGAUCAUGUUGAGCACCAAUGAUGAUAUCGCAACGCACAAAAGACUUACUUUGCAUGAUUUGUUUGCACUUGACCAAUAUCACAUUAAAUUACAUAUAUUACAGAAUAAUGUGCUUAGUUUUUCUGGCAAUGGACCCGGUCUAUAGACGAGAAUAUCGGAACUGAAGUUUUCCCUUGCGUCAUAAGGGUAUGAUCUGUGAACGAUUGUGACUUUCAGUCAUUAGGGGCAUCCGGAGCUGUAUUUAGAGAGAGUAGCGCCAACUUCAGACUUUUGAACAAAAAUGUCUGUUCAUUGCACAGUGCAGCAUGCAGCUUUCGUGUGCUAAUUGCCCAUUUGCACUGGCGCAUAGUCUACCAUUUUGGUUCCAAUAGUUGAGACACUCACUUCGCAGCUCUCUGUGUAAACAGCUCUAGGGGCAUAGUGCCCAAACGCCCUCAAUGAGUGUUACGGUGUGGCGCAUUGCUAACUUCGUGUUCGUGGUAAACUUCUCUUUGGCACGACCGGUGUACCGUUUUCUCUAGCAUACACCCACAAAGCACGCGGGAUCUGAAGAGGAUACCACGCCACUGGGGCUGAUUUAAUCGUGAAAUCUCGACCAAAUCUUCUAGACGUGACUGGGGAGGUAAAUGGAGUUAUUUUGUCUAGCCAGGACCCUUUAUCAGCUGCCAUUGGGGCUGUAAAACGGUGCAGGGAUGAGGAGUGCGUCAUCUACAGCAGGGUAUAGCAUUUCCUGUCGACUGAAGAAAAGGCACGCUCAUUAUAGGCCCCCUACAUAAUGUUUCAACAUUGUAUGUUAGAGGAUCCGGCAAAGGGGUCGAACGAAUCUGUCUUACGCAUCAUUUUAUAGAUAUUAAAGGCAGUUUGCAAUUUUAUACUGGCAUGAUUGCACAGGUUUAAAUUGUAAGAUUAAAUGCAUCUCAAGGGCUUUGAAUCUAGUCCGUUUUAUCCGAUUCCUUCAUUAGUUCUAAUUUAUUCAUUUGUUAACAUAUAGAAUUUCUGUAUCCAGGGCCUUAAUUGUAGCUUUUCCAUGCAAAUUUCAAAAAGUUUAUAAGAGGGGAAUGCUUAUUGCAUUUCGUCCAGAUUUUAAGAACCACAACUUUGGCCACAAAUGUAAAACUGUUUCAAUUCUGUUUGAUCAAUAUUAAAGGCGUCUACUUUUAUUUGUAACUGUAAUGAUCAAAAUACCACCUAGAGUAAGAAAUUAGAACACUAGCGUCUCAAGGUACGUUGUCAGUUGUCUAUUCUCCAUCCAAUCUGUUUUGACCAUUCUUUUCUCAUAAUCUAGCUACGUGUAAAAUAGGCCUAUGUUAUUUCGAAAGUGUCGAUGUGGGCUUCAUAGUAAACAAGAAGACCUCCAGAGUUUUAGUUAAACCCCGCAUAUGAGCUGCUAAAGCAUGCAUUGUAUCCAUUGUAUAGAACAAUUUCUACUUAUAGUGUCGGCAGGUUGCCGAUAGUGUGCACUAUUCUUAAAUGAAUACAUGUGACGGUUAGGUCAAUUUACAUUGUAGGUUCGUAUACAAUGUCAUCGUGUGGUCACAUCACGUGCAGGUCGAUGCAAUCGAGUAUUGAAUAAUAUUUCAUUUCGUUUCAUUGCAUCGUGUAUGUAAAUAUUGCUGUUACAGGUUUGAAAUCAAGCUUUAUGUAUAAGUGGAUAUUUUGAAUACACAAAAUAAUUUGUUUGCGCAUGCAUAGAAACCGCAUUACCAAGAUCAGCAGAACAAUGUGUAGUUGUACUUACGAGCAGAUGUAGCCUAAUUGAAAGUGAAUGCCCUAUCUCAAAAAGCAAUUAACACUUUGCGAAAUAUGGCUGGAAAAACCCACACUGAAAACAGCAUAUUUAUAAGUAGAAAUCGUACUCACUCCUAUUAUAAAUUAGCUAUGUCUUCUUCAAUACACAACACUGCUUUUACACUGUGUAGGCCUAUAUGAAAUGAAUACGUUUCUGCUUUUCAUAUCACUACACAAACUUUAUUUAUAACAUAACUUCUUGCCAACACUGCGGUGGAGUAAUGUGUUUCAAUGAUGAAGGCAUCCUUGUGAUGUUGACAUUGAAAUUUAGGGAAAAAACAAGGGGUUAAAGAGGAGGGGGUACCUCGCAGGAACAAAAUAUCAGCCCAGCAAGUCCUGAAGCUUAAAUAUAACAAUAGUCUGUUGAAAUCUGUGGUCGUCGCUGUUAGUCUUUCGACACUUAAUGAAAAUAUCUUUCUGAGAGGUCCAGAUAGCACUGCCACCAGUGGGAAAUAUGAGAGGAUGAAGACGUUAGAUGUAAGAAAAUGCAGGAGUAAUAAAGUUGAAGGUAAAAAUGGCUCUCAAAGAUUCUGGCGAGAAUGGGAGAAAAAAGAUUGAGCAAAUGUGUCCCGGGAGGAAUGCAGCAACGACAGAAUGUGACGGAUGGCCGACAGGGACGAAUGUAAAGGCAUGACGAGAGGAAAGAAGAAAAAUGUAUGUGUGUUAGAUGAACUGAAUGUGAAAGGGGUCAGGCAGAAACUGAGGGAGAAUGAGCUUGGAGACUGAGUAGAAAAUAGAGGGGAUGUGUGGAUGAUUGAUUGGGGGCUGGCAGCGAAUGAGAGAGAUUCCAGUGUUGUGGAGUAAUGGUGCCGUACAAGUGUGGUAAUGGCAAUAAAAUUGGGUCCCCGCGGACCAUUUUGAGUAUUGAUUACACAAUCUUAAUUUUCAUCUCGUUAUUAUGAAAAAAAGAAUGGUUGCUCUUAGCGGUUUUGGUUCCCGAAGCCACAUUCCUGAUACAUAUUACGAAAGACAAAUUUAUUGUUGCAACACUAUGAUCCAAAAAGUUAUCUGUUUGAAAAAUAAAAUCCACUCAACUGCUUUGCGCUGAAGGUUUUUGGUAAACUUGCCCAUAUUUUCCAAAGUUCUUCGUGCACAAUUAUCAUAGCAGUAGCAAAAGGCUCAGGCUGUGCACAAUUGUAUUUAAAGAUUAGUAAUGGUAACAAAUUACCAUUUAUCUAUUUUACUUAAUAGUUAUUUUUAAACCAGAUGUAUUGUGGAGUAGAUUUAUAUUAUAAAAUGGAUUUGCGCCAAUUGCAAUUAGAAGUCAGUUUAAUCAAUUUGUGUAUAUAGAUAUAUUGUACAUAUACCCAAUAAAGUGAGCUGUCAUUGCAUAUGUAUAAUAUAGUUAACAGAAAUCAAAACUCAAGUUUUGUUAAUUCACAUAUUUUCUCACACACUUUUACUUAUUUAGAUCGCUUCAAAGUUUAACCUUUGUUACUGUAGAUAUGUUUGCAGAGAAAACAGCAACAGUGGCGGUGUACCCAAGAUGAUUUUUAUAAUGCUUUUAUAAUAUUCUAAAAGUUUGAAAGCAAAGAUUGUAAAGAAAUCAACUGAAUGGGUAGCUAAAAGACUCUUCAAUGAAGUCGAUUUAAUUUGUAUAAAAUGGAAAACUAUUUCUUUUAAAAGAACACAACUAAUGCUUUGUUAGACUCUGUCGUGGUUUCAAAAAGUGCUUUUUAUCUUUUAUCUUCAAUACAAUUUUCAGUAUAGCUUUAUUUUGUAUAUUUCCAAGGCAGACGAAAUAUUAACUUUUUACAGGAAGCUAUCCUUUAUAAAUACAACAAUGGAAAGAAAAUUCGUGUAUUUGUAUAGAUAUAAGAAACACACAAUUGGGGUUUCUUGUAUUCAAUUAUUACCGACGUGGUAUCAAUGGUGAAACAUCGUUUGUGUGCUGUAUACUGUAAGGUAUGACAACUUUGGAUAGGCCUAUAUAAUGUAUUCUAGGUAAAUUAAACUUAACUGAUGUACAAUUUUCCCAUUAGUUGUUAAUAAUUUAGAAAAGAAUUUAUUCAACAUUUCAGGCUGUAUUUCCCAUUAUUUGCUUUAAAUUUUAGUUAAAAACGGAAAAACCAUAUCAUUUUGAUCAAUGUUUGGUAAAAAAACCCAGUGACUACACUGUUGCACUUAAGAUCUGCACACGUUCAUGGGCGCUAGUCAAUAGGUUGCGGAGACAUGAUCGAAAUUUAACAUGUACACGCAUUUCUCGAACAGGGGUCUGACCGAAAAGUUCUGCAUACUGCGUUAAAAGUUAUAAUACACAAAUGUCAAAGUAUUAUCGGAAAGGGUACAGAUGUUCAAAUAAACACCAAUUCACGUACGUUUUGGAUAAAUUGACUGACGUUCUGCUCAUUUCAAAAAGUUUAGAAUGGACUUUGUAAGAAAAUAUGUCCCUGGUUUUUCUGUCUCUCGAAAGCUAAGGUUACAUAUCUGUGCAACAAGUUGAUACUUAAUUGAGGUAUUCUAAUAACAUCCUGCUAUAAAAUGAACACAGAGUGUUGCAUUAAAUGUGAAUAGCACUACUCUAAACUCAAAAGCGUCAGUUUGGUCCAAACUUGCCAAACUAAAUGAACUAAGAAAGGACUAAGACACAUUAAGCCCCAACACUGGUUCGGCUCCUGAAGUCCAUCAAUAUGAAAUUUUGUUGUUGUUAUUAAGCUUUUCUGGAUUCCUUAAAAGCGAUGUAGACAGAAAUUUCGGCUCGCCUGAUCCAAAUGCUUUUGUAGAAAAUAUAAUGCACGGUGUC